Molecule: messenger RNA, 6505 nt
Organism: Pundamilia nyererei
Lineage: Eukaryota; Metazoa; Chordata; Actinopteri; Cichliformes; Cichlidae
Gene: mri1
Product: methylthioribose-1-phosphate isomerase 1
Exons: 6
Coding region: 442-1503 (353 amino acids)
Molecular function (GO): S-methyl-5-thioribose-1-phosphate isomerase activity
Source: RefSeq, a predicted model, not a curated record
UUAAAGAAAUUGGACAACCCCGCGAGACUUUAGUGGGCGUGGACAACGAGGCGAGGGCUUCCUGCUCGGAUGAACACGUGGUUCCGUGUCUGCCUUCCUGCUCGUCUGUCAGUGUGUGUGUGUGAAGGUUUCCAGCCCUUCUCUCACUCCUCUCCCUUUCAUCCUCCCAUACAGCAGACAGCACACCACCUUCUCCUCUCCUUCCUCCGUCCCACCCGCACCUCCUCAUCCUCCCGCUACACUUUCCUCCUCUUUGCGACGGGACUGCCGACAGCCAGGCCGCGGUCACUUCAGCGUGGAUCAGCUCAGAGAGGGAGAACUAGUGUGUGUAUGUACGUGUGAGUGAGUGAGUGAGUGCGUGUGCGCGCACCCGCCGGCAACCGGUCCAUCCGCGUUAUUCCCCCUCACCCCCUUCCCGCUAUCCUGCCUCGUUGCUCGGUCAUGACGCUAGAAGCGAUCCGCUACCGGACCGGGUCUCUGCAGAUCCUCAACCAGCUGCUGCUGCCACACCAGACCGUUUACGAUGACAUCCGCUCGGUGCAGGACGCUUACGAGGCCAUCAAGUCCAUGAAGGUGCGCGGGGCUCCGGCCAUCGCCAUCGUUGGCUGUCUCAGCUUGGCCGUGGAGCUGCGGGCAGGCGCCGGAGGUGACGACCCUGUGACCUUCAUCAGGGAGUCUCUGUGUCACCUGACCUCAGCGAGGCCCACCGCCGUCAACAUGGGCCGCGCCGCCCGCGAGCUGAUGGAGUUUGCAGAGAAUGAGAGUAUGGAGAAGAACUCUGAGCAGCUCAGAGAAAGUGUAAUUGCCUGGAUCGAAGACAUGCUGGAGCGUGACGUCAAUGACAACAGGAAGAUCGGUAACUAUGGAGCUCAGCACAUCCUUUCUGGCGUCCCCAGGGACUCGGUGACCAUCCUCACACACUGCAACACCGGCUCGCUGGCCACAGCUGGAUACGGGACGGCGCUGGGCGUGGUGAGAAGCCUCCACGCGCUGGGCAGGCUGAAGCGCGUGUACUGCACAGAGACGAGGCCGUACAACCAGGGGUCCAGACUGACGGCGUACGAGGCUGUAGCGGAGGGAAUCCCUGCCACGCUUAUAACGGACAGCAUGGCAGCUCUCACCAUGAGGGAGAUGGACAUCACAGCUGUGGUGGUGGGUGCAGACAGGGUGGUUGCUAACGGUGACACAGCCAACAAGGUCGGCACGUACCAGCUGGCCAUCGCCGCUAAGCACCAUGGGAUACCUUUCUAUGUGGCGGCACCCAGCACGUCGUGUGACCUGAGUCUGGAGAGCGGGAGGGACAUCAUUAUUGAAGUGCGCCCCCCCGAGGAACUCACUUCUAUAAACGGGGUUCCCAUCGCUGCCCCAGGUAUCGAAGUGUGGAACCCGGCCUUCGACGUGACCCCUCACCAGCUCAUCACAGGGGGCAUCAUCACAGAGCUGGGAGUCUUCCUCCCCUCUGAGCUCCAGGCGGCGCUCACCGGCCGCCUCACUGCCCUCUAGAGCCACUCGGCUCCUCCUGCUGGUCCGUGCGCACCACUGCACGUUUACGUCACACUAAGAGACACUUUCUCAUCAUCACAGACGCCGCACAGUUGUAUUUCUAAUUGAAUUUUGUUCAAUACACAGUCACUGUUGCAUUCAGUGGUGCACACAGGGGGAAAAAAAAAUCUUGUUUGUCACUUUUCCACAUACACAGCUACAUAGAGUCUCACUGCAGGGAGUCGAGUAGCCACACACGUGCGGUCUCCCCUUUCUUUUAAAUCCCUGUUCUGUCUUUACCUUUCACCUCCAAAGCUUUCCAUUGCAUCUGUCAUUGUCUCUUUCAGCCUCUCUCUCUUUCCAAAUGGCUUCUGUACCAAUAAAAAAAAAAAGCUCAGCUGGACUCGAACCCAGAAAUUCAAUUUGGCAAACAAACCUAUAUGCGACCUUACGAAAGUCACAUUGUAACAACUUAAAGAAUAAAACGAAAGCCUAAAUAGCACGACUGGUUCUUUAAUUUGAAACAAGUCGUGGUUUCUAAAAUGCUGCUACCUACUUGUAAAUAUAUAUAUCCUUGCUGGUAGUGUGUACAUAUGUAGAAACUAACCCCCGCUCGUGAAACGCGCCGCUUUUUCAUCCAAAUAAGCGGUUAUGUAAAAAAUACAUUUCGCAUCUAAAAAUGUUAUAUUAACAUUUCAUUUCUUUUGCUCAGUGUAGGAACUUUUUUGUAAUAGACAAAUUCACAUUUUUAGCUCAUAGUCUUAAUAUGGAAGAAUUUUGUGUGUCAAAAUAAUUGAACGAUCGGUCACGCUAGUCAGCUGAAGCCUUUAACGUCACAUGGCUACUUUUAUACCUCACUCCUUAUUUGCGUUUUGCUCUUCCCAGUUAUACUGUAUCAUACCACACAUGUACUCUCGUAAUAGACUUGUAUAAACUGAUCAGCCACAGCAUUAAAACCACCUGCAGAAACGGGUCCAGAUCGGUCUCUUUCUGAUGCAUCCCGCGGCCGCUCGAUCAGAUUUAGACCCGGGGAGUUUGGAGGCUGGUCAGCACUUUGGGCUGCCUGUCACCCUUCUCUGUAAGGAAGAAUCAUUAAAAAAAAAUAGGAGUUAAAGGAGUAGUUUGCCUCAAAAUUAAGGUUUAGUUGUUGGCUUGUGUGCACAUCAGUCAAGACUUUAAAAUAAUUUUUCGAUGUCAGCUUUCCUGCUUAGAAACGAAUCUCUCUCCAGAUGGUGCGUUUAACUACAUCAGCCUCAACACACGAAAAGCUGCACAAAAAAAGGAUUUUUACUCUCACACUUCCUGCUCUGUGUGCAGACGGACACAGCUGACAAGUAGAAGAAAGAGAGAGUUGCUUUGAUUUGACUCCAAGCUAAUGGUUAGGUUGCUCUGUGACCACAGUGUCAUCAUAACAAACCGCUUUGCUAACACAUCCGCCUUGAUGGCUUGUUUUAACAUUGGGUUAAGCAGCCUAAUGAUUAUAUUCCAAACCAUGUGAGUGAAAUCUCCAGUGUUCAGUCCUUUGUUGCGUGUCAUACACCCACAUCUCUGCCUUUAUGUCAAGCUGCUCUUAACUGCCAAAUAAAUACCAAAAUACUCUUUUAAUAUCUCUGUUAUUUUGUGUGUUGUUAGUUUGUUUUGCCACUAAAGUGUGGAAAACAAAUCAAUGCAGUUUUAAAGCCCUCCAGUAUUGACAUCGUGAUGGCGUUUCAAAGUGUCAGAGACACAAAACUUAGUCUAAAGGUGAAGUCUUAGAUUUCAGACUAACUAGUUGGGCCAUACAAACCUGAGAGACUCACAAAUUUAAUGUGGGGGUGAGCAGGAGCUGACUGUCUCUUUUUGUGGGGGCAUGAACUACUCCUUUAUGAUGGAGGGCAUCUUCUGCGUUAUGUACUUUUACGCCACCACCAAUGAGAAUGUAACAUUUAAGUCGUAUAAAUGUUGUUUUCGUUUGGGGCCGGACGUCAGACACUCAGCCACUUCUUGCCUUUGCGCUCACCUUCGAAUGUGUUUCGACCGCUUGGACUAAUCCCUCCUCAUAAACUCCCAGACAUGCUCGCGACUCGCCGAAAUCUGUGCCGCGAGCGACUGAAAGCAGGUCGAUAUCAAGAAGUACACAAAGGUUUUGUUUUUUUUUCUCAGAAGUUAUUGUUUGACAUUUCUGGCCCCUGAGUUUCUUUUCUCUAUCCUGAUGAAAGAACUGGACUAUAAAGGAAAAAUGAAUUUCAUAAUGGUAGGAAAUGCCAAACUCGUCUAGUGCUGAAACUAUUUGUACAGGAAAAGAAUGAAUAUCCUAACAAUAUAGCAGUUGUUUAAAGGGAACCUAUUAUGCUUUUUUCCAUAUUUUUAUUCUUGGGCUCUAGUAGAGUAGAUUUGAAUGAUUCACAGUUAAAAAUAGUUCUUGUUUAUUUUAUUUAUCCUCCAGUUCAUAUGCCAUCUGAAACACAAGCCAUUUUAGCUCCUGUCCAUGGAAGACCUUUAAGAAAUCCCUUUAUGAGCAUCCAGCAUUGUAACAAUAUGUGUGCAUUUAUAACAGAAAAUAAAGCAUUUUCACACAAAAUACUAGUUGAAAUUUUACACCCAAUAUUUGGACCGUCCUUCAAGUUAGUUGCCAACUUACUAACUGAUAAAUCCAGCAUCGUUAGGCAGACUGAUUGAUGCAAGCCUGUGUUUGAGGUCUUGUAUCGUGAUUUGAAUGCACUGAAUUUUUGCCACCUGGCCUGCGAGCUUACGGUGCAUUUGUCGUUGUGAGAUGCUUCGUAGAAACAUCCCAGACGUCUCUUAUCUGCGUGCUGACACCUAAUCAUUUACCCAAAGUCACCAGGUCCACACUGUUUGCUGCCUUACAGGUGCAGCCUGAUUGUAGCUUACUGAUGUAAGGCAGUAGUCUCCUCGCUCCGUCCUUCAACAGAGUUCAUAUCGUGUUGCCAGAGUGCUUAAAGGCUGAGGCAGGCAGUAAUAUUUUUUUGUGGUUAUUAGACAAAAAAUCCUUUAAUAACCUUUCAGCAUAUUGUAAUUCAAGUGCUCUCAGAGGAAACCAGACCUCUGAACCAUCUCUUCACUCUGUUUUCAGGCUUUAUUAGAUCUAGCCUACGUCUUUGUUCAAUCACAGGCCUAAUGGCUCCUCUGCAGAUGUGCAGAGGAGUCCUUUGCACAUACUUCAGAUUGUGAAAAGUAGCAGAAAUUCCUGAAGGAAAAUAUGAUUUUCAAAAUUCACAGCUUGCACUGCGUCGCAGUCUGGUUUUUUGUUUUGUGGUUUUCCUUGUAUAUUACCUGAAACUUGGCCUUUACUGCAUUUACUGACUCGAUUAGAGAGAUGUCAGAGGUCUGGCCACAGGCACCACCACCUCACACAUUGACUGUCUACUACACAACUUCUCUACUCUACAGGACCACAGGGAGGUUCUGAGAAAACAUCAUUUUAAAAAAACAAAACAAAAAGCUUAACAUCGAUAAUUACGACAGUGUCUAUUGUCUAUAUCUUAAGAUAUGCUGUAAUGUAAGCUCAUUCCUUCACUUUCUUCCUCAUCAAUCAUCACCUCUCUCACCCAUCAAACCUCAACUCACAAAGAUGCUGGUAGGUCACACGCAAGUGUUAAAAAAUUUCUUUCGUUUUGUAAAGUUAAAGACUUCAUGCUUUUUUUGGGGGAGGGGGGGAUUUUAGACAAUUUUCCUGACAUAUGUAGCAAUUUUAUGGCCCGUUAGAUGCGCCGCCUGUCAUUUCUGUUUAAGAGGUACAAGAUUUUUGUUUGUCUGUAGGUCAUGAUUAUAACUGUUCUGCUGUGGUUUGUUGGUUUAUUUCAUGAUUUCAUUGUGAUUCCUAGUGACUAGGCCAUUAGAGCACCACACUGGGGAGGCCUCCUCAACCAUACGCACUACCUCUCCGUCUGCCUGCACGGACUCGAACACUGAAAUGCAUGAACACAAGCACUUAAUGCGCCAGCCUGCAGCAGAGCAGAUUGACAAGGUUGAUGAAAAGAAAUAUGGGUUACAAUUUUCACUCGUUUGUAUCUUGAACGCUAAGUGACAAUUAAUUUGUGGCGGUGCUUUUAGUUUGCCAAAGUAGCCUAGAUUCAGGCUCGUCUGUUAUUUUAGGUUGCAGUUGAAUUACAAUACCUUGCAGAUGUCUCGAGUUCUCCCUCAUUUCUUUAUAUUUCACUUCUAAUAAGCCACAUUUUCUUGUUGUUGUUUUUAUUUUAUUUUAAGUGGUCUUGAGUAAUAGUUCUGUAGGCUUUGUAAAGGUCUUUCAAAGUUCUUCUUGGGACAUUGGCUGCUACAUAAAAUAGUAAAAUGGUAUAUUUGCCCCAGCAAUGUGAUUCCCGAAUAGCUAUUAGCCAAAAAUUUUGCAUAUCUCAGCAUGGAGUGCUCUGAGUUCUUAAAAAAUUUGAGGAAAGUGGACAAAAGAAGAAAAGGCCGGUCUGUAGAAGUGUCUACAGCAGAAAGUGUUUUUUGUCUUAUAUACUUACAUAUUUGUUACCAUGUUUUCAUAAAUUGGUGCAGUUAUUUCCAAUUUCUUAGCAAGAUAUAAAGAAAUGAGGGGUGACUUUUGCACAGUACUGUAUUUCUGUAUUAUGGAUUAAUGCUUUUUAAGCAGCAGCAAUAUAAUGUCGUAUUUUAAAAAGAGAUAACGCAGUCCUCUCCUUCCAAAAAGGCCAAAACAUGGAUAAUAAUGAGGUGCCAAAAUCCAGCGCCGCCUGUCUCGUACUUUCCAAGUUGAUUCGAUUAAUCAUAGCAGAUGUGUAUGCAUUAUAAAGCGAUUGGUGCAGUCUGCAUUUACCAUGGAGGGAGUGUUGUUCAGAUGGCCUCUUUAAGUGCAAGUAUGUUGUUGUUGUUGUUGUUGUUGUUGAUAAUCACCUGGUUUGAUUUUGUAACAUGUGGAAAGUGUUCUGAACUGUUUUUUUCUUUUUCUUUUUCUUUUAUAUAUUUACGUAUAUGAAUAUAAUGCUGUAAAGUGCAGUCAUAAAUUAAGAGAUUUCUCUUUCACAUCAAUAAAGGAAAGAAGUAAAACCACAGCAAAAAUGCA